Drosophila santomea is the source of this 4425-nucleotide messenger RNA. It is a transcript of the gene Nrx-IV, whose product is annotated as neurexin-4. The record is from RefSeq and is a predicted model, not a curated record. The transcript is spliced from 12 exons. Bases 342 to 4196 code for a protein of 1284 amino acids. Lineage: Eukaryota; Metazoa; Arthropoda; Insecta; Diptera; Drosophilidae.
AUUGAGUCAUGGUCACACUGGCAGCGAGACAUUCUGGUCGUGUGUCAUCCGCGUUGCGAUAAUUAUUUUCUUAAUUCAAACGAAACUCUUUCGAAGUGGGCGUGAUCUGCUGGAGCCGUACGCCCGGUUGAUAAAUUAUAUAAAUUUAAAGUCCAUUAAAAACGGAACGAAUAGUGCAGUCCAACAUUUUGAACAUCGCGGACGCGUUGCCAUAAAUCAUCAGCUUUUCACGGUGUUUUUUCCAGCAGAAAAGUGCAUUUUGGUGUAACACUUCUUGAAAAUCGGAUAUAGAUGUGUUUAUAAAUCUACUAAGCGAUAGUGUUAAAUUAACAGCCUCCAAGAUGAGGCCGCCCAGAAGUAAUACGAACGCAGCAUUUUCCUCGCUUCAGUUUGGAUUGUUAUGCCUCUUAUUGCUGGUCAAUAAUGGCAUUAAAUCGGUGCAAGCAGACGCCUUCACGGACUAUUUCUCCGACUACGAGUGCAACCAGCCGCUCAUGGAAAGAGCCGUCCUCACGGCAACGUCAUCCUUAUCGGAAAGAGGACCCGACAAGGCUCGACUAAACGGUAACGCUGCUUGGACACCGGUCGAGAAUACGUAUAACCACUUUCUAACACUCGACCUGGGGGAUCCGCGCAUGGUGCGCAAGAUCGCCACCAUGGGGCGCAUGCAUACGGAUGAGUUCGUGACGGAGUACAUUGUCCAGUAUUCGGACGAUGGCGAGUUCUGGCGCUCGUACGUGAAUCCCACCAGCGAGCCGCAGAUGUUCAAGGGCAACUCCAAUGGAAACUCCAUCCACUACAACGUCUUCGAGGUGCCCAUCAUUGCCCAAUGGGUGAGGAUCAAUCCCACCAGGUGGCACGAUCGUAUUUCCAUGCGUGUCGAGCUCUACGGCUGCGAUUACAUCUCUGAGAACCUGUACUUUAAUGGCACUGGCUUGGUGCGCUAUGAUCUGAGGCGGGAACCCAUCACCUCCACCAAGGAGUCCAUCCGAUUCCGCUUCAAGACGGCCUUUGCCAACGGCGUGAUGAUGUAUUCGCGUGGCACACAGGGCGAUUACUAUGCCCUGCAGCUAAAGGACAACAAGAUGGUGCUGAAUUUGGAUUUGGGCUCGCGUGUGAUGACCUCCUUAUCGGUGGGAAGUCUGCUGGAUGACAAUGUGUGGCAUGAUGUUGUGAUCUCAAGGAAUCAAAGGGACAUUAUCUUUUCGGUGGAUCGGGUCAUCGUACGAGGACGCAUCCAGGGCGAGUUCACGCGACUGAAUCUAAAUCGAGAGAUUUACCUAGGUGGAGUGCCCAACGUGCAGGAGGGCUUGAUUGUCCAACAAAAUUUCUCCGGCUGUUUGGAAAACAUCUACUUCAAUUCCACCAACUUUAUUCGAGUAAUGAAAGACAGCACUGAGCUGGGAGAAGGAUAUCUUUUCACCAGGGUAAACACCAUCUACGCGUGUCCUUCGCCUCCGAUUUACCCUGUGACCUUCACUACCCGAUCGUCGUUCGUCCGUUUGAAGGGCUAUGAAAACUCUCAGCGCCUCAACGUCUCCUUCUAUUUCCGUACUUACGAGGAAACUGGAGUAAUGUUGCACCACGACUUCUAUUCGGGUGGUUAUGUUAAGGUCUUUUUGGAGUUUGGCAAAGUGAAGAUCGACCUUAAAGCCAAGGACAAGGCGCGAAUCAUUCUGGACAACUACGACGAUCAGUUCAAUGAUGGCAAAUGGCAUUCGUUCGUUAUAUCCAUCGAAAAGAAUCGUUUGAUUCUGAAUAUUGACCAGAGACCAAUGACCACAACAAAGAGCCUACAGAUUGCCACUGGAGCUCAGUACUAUAUUGCUGGUGGAAAGGACAAAAACGGAUUCGUCGGUUGCAUGCGGUUAAUUUCGGUGGAUGGAAAUUACAAAUUACCCCAGGACUGGGUGAAGGGCGAGGAGGUUUGCUGUGGCGAUGAUGUCGUAGUCGAUGCCUGCCAGAUGAUUGAUCGCUGCAAUCCAAAUCCUUGCCAACAUAAAGGUCUUUGUCACCAAAACUCCAGGGAGUUCUUCUGUGAUUGCGGACAAACUGGCUAUGCCGGAGCCGUAUGCCAUACUUCUAACAACCCAUUGUCCUGCUUGGCUCUCAAGAAUGUGCAGCAUGUGCAGCAGCGUGUGAACUUGAACCUCGAUGUGGAUGGCAGUGGUCCCCUGGAACCUUUCCCAGUGACCUGCGAAUUCUACUCGGAUGGACGCGUGAUUACCACCCUCAGCCACAGUCAAGAGCACACCACAACUGUGGAUGGCUUCCAGGAGCCUGGCUCCUUUGAGCAGUCCAUCAUGUACGAUGCCAACCAACUGCAAAUCGAAGCUUUGUUGAAUCGCUCCCAUAGCUGCUGGCAGCGCCUUAGCUACUCCUGCCGCUCCUCUCGACUCUUCAACUCUCCAUCUGAGGCCGGUAACUUCCGCCCCUUCUCUUGGUGGAUCUCUCGCCACAAUCAGCCGAUGGAUUAUUGGGCUGGAGCUCUUCCUGGAUCUCGUAAGUGCGAGUGUGGAAUUCUGGGCAAGUGUCACGAUCCCACAAAGUGGUGCAACUGCGAUUCGAACAGUCUAGAAUGGAUGGAGGAUGGUGGUGAUAUCCGGGAGAAGGAGUAUCUUCCCGUGCGAGCUGUGAAGUUUGGUGAUACUGGAACUCCUUUGGACGAGAAAAUGGGUCGCUAUACUCUGGGACCGCUGCGCUGCGAGGGCGAUGAUCUCUUCAGUAAUGUGGUGACCUUCCGCAUUGCCGAUGCUUCAAUUAACUUACCACCAUUUGAUAUGGGUCACUCCGGAGAUAUCUAUCUGGAAUUCCGUACUACACAAGAGAACUCUGUGAUCUUCCAUGCUACGGGACCUACAGAUUACAUUAAGCUAAGUCUCAAUGGUGGCAACAAACUGCAAUUCCAGUAUCAGGCGGGUAGCGGACCACUUGGCGUUAAUGUGGGCACAAGUUAUCACCUGAACGACAAUAACUGGCACACGGUAAGUGUCGAGCGCAACAGGAAGGAGGCACGUCUGGUGGUUGAUGGGUCUAUCAAGGCUGAGGUCCGAGAGCCACCAGGUCCAGUGCGUGCUCUGCACUUAACUUCGGAUCUGGUGAUUGGCGCCACAACGGAGUACCGCGAUGGUUACGUAGGAUGCAUUCGUGCACUGCUGCUAAACGGAAAGAUGGUUGACUUGAAGGAUUACUCCAAGCGUGGAUUGUACGGCAUCAGUACUGGGUGCGUGGGUCGCUGUGAGUCAAGUCCAUGCCUAAACAAUGGUACUUGUAUCGAGCGAUACGAUGGCUACAGUUGCGAUUGCCGCUGGAGCGCAUUCAAAGGACCUAUUUGCGCAGAUGAGAUUGGUGUCAACCUACGCUCCAGUUCGAUUAUUCGCUACGAGUUUGAGGGCUCCUUCCGCUCCACAAUUGCCGAGAACAUUCGCGUCGGUUUCACCACCACCAUUCCGAAGGGAUUCCUGCUUGGCUUCUCUUCCAACUUGACCGGGGAAUAUUUAACCAUUCAAAUAUCGAAUUCUGGCCAUUUGCGUUGCGUAUUUGAUUUUGGUUUCGAGAGACAAGAAAUCAUAUUCCCGAAGAAACAUUUUGGCCUGGGUCAGUACCACGACAUGCACUUUAUGCGGAAAAAUGGUGGAUCCACCGUGGUUUUGAAGGUCGACAACUACGAGCCGGUCGAGUACAACUUUGAUAUCAAGGCCUCAGCGGAUGCUCAAUUCAACAAUAUCCAGUACAUGUACAUUGGCAAAAAUGAAUCCAUGACAGAUGGCUUUGUAGGCUGUGUGUCGCGAGUUCAGUUCGAUGAUAUCUAUCCCCUGAAACUGAUGUUCCAGCAGAAUCCUCCCAAGAAUGUUAAGUCUUUGGGCACUCAAUUGACAGAAGACUUCUGCGGAGUCGAGCCAGUUACGCAUCCGCCCAUUGAAAUUGAGACUAGGCCACCACCUUUGGUGGAUGAGGAGAAGUUGCGCAAGGCCUACAACGAAGUGGACUCUGUGCUGCUGGCAUGUCUGCUUGUGAUUCUCUUCCUGCUGCUAAUCCUUAUGUUCUUCCUUAUUGGUCGCUAUUUGCACCGGCACAAAGGCGACUACUUGACGCACGAGGAUCAGGGUGCCGAUGGAGCUGACGAUCCAGACGAUGCUGUCCUGCACUCAACUACUGGCCAUCAAGUCAGGAAGCGAACAGAGAUCUUUAUCUAAACCGGUCGCAAGAAUAUGCACAUAAAUCGUUUUUAAAUCGCCUUAGACACGCAACAGCGACCACUCAGAUACACCAAAAGAUAAACAAUUUAUGAAAACGAAGUGAAAAUCAAACAAACACGGAAAAGGCUCAUCACAAAUUACAGACAGAAAAUACUUUUCCACGCACUGCCAAUUGUUUUGCGCAAGUGAUUGCUAAGAUUUGAUUUAUAAUUGGUUGGCUACAUUA